Messenger RNA from Pogona vitticeps (central bearded dragon), 4924 nucleotides. It is a transcript of the gene ADRB2, whose product is annotated as adrenoceptor beta 2. Gene Ontology annotation, molecular function: norepinephrine binding; beta2-adrenergic receptor activity. Gene Ontology annotation, cellular component: plasma membrane. Gene Ontology annotation, biological process: positive regulation of MAPK cascade; adenylate cyclase-activating adrenergic receptor signaling pathway; norepinephrine-epinephrine-mediated vasodilation involved in regulation of systemic arterial blood pressure. The record is from RefSeq and is a predicted model, not a curated record. NCBI's taxonomy places the organism in Eukaryota, Metazoa, Chordata, Lepidosauria, Squamata, Agamidae.
GGGCUCCGGACAAGUUCGGAGGACUCUGGCUUCCCUGCGAGGAGGCGCGCCGGGCGGGAGCCGACCGAUGCCGUCGCGGCCGCAGGCUGCAGGAGGCGCGCCGUCCCCUCGAGCCCCGCGCGCACUUGCCAAGCCUGGCUCUUCUCCCGAGCGCCGGCAGCAACUGGGAGCCCAGCGCCUGCGGGGGUGAGGCGGCCCGGGACUCGCAGUCCGGCGCGCCGAGAGAGAGGGAGAGAGGGAGGGAGGGGGCCGACGACCGCCGAGCCUCCGCCGCGCCAAAAGCGGGAGCGCACGGGCUUGCCGACGGCCGGAGCAGCGGCCGAGAGGAUCGGGACUUCUCCACAGCUGCCCGGCAGCGCUAUGGAAACGGUGAGCGCCACCACUUCUUUGCACCCCACCCUCAGCGCCAAUGGCAGCAGCAGCAGUAGCGGCGACCCAAACCCGGGCAAUUCCACGGCAUCCGAGGAAGGCUGGGUGGUGGGCAUGGGUAUCCUGAUGUCCGUGAUCGUGCUGGCGAUCGUCUUCGGCAACGUGCUGGUGAUCACCGCCAUCGCCCGGUUCCAGAGGCUGCAGACGGUCACCAACUACUUCAUCACAUCGCUGGCCUGUGCGGACCUCCUGAUGGGCGUCGGGGUGAUCCCUUUCGGGGCCAGCCACAUCAUCCAGCGCACCUGGAAGUUCGGGAACUCCUGGUGUAACAUCUGGACCUCCAUCGAUGUGCUGUGUGUCACCGCCAGCAUUGAGACGCUCUGUGUCAUCGCGGUGGACAGGUACUUUGCCAUCACUUCCCCUUUCAAGUAUCAAAGCCACUUGACCAAGAAUAAAGCCAGGGUGGUCAUCUUGUUGGUUUGGGUCAUCUCUAUCCUCACCUCCUUCUUGCCUAUCCAGAUGAACUGGUACAAAGCCAACACGCAGGAAGCCGAGCAGUGCUACCAAGACGAGAGCUGUUGUGACUUCUUCAUCAACGGGGAGUACGCCAUCAUUUCUUCCAUCAUCUCUUUCUACUUGCCCCUGGUGGUCAUGGUGUUUGUCUACGGCAGGGUCUUCCAGGUUGCCCAGAAGCAGCUCAAGAAGAUAGACAAGUGCGAGGGGAGGUUUCACCAGCAAAGUUCACAGCAGGAGCAAAACUCUGGGAAGGGAAGCCACCGGAGAGCAUCCAAGUUCUGCUUGAAAGAACACAAAGCUCUGAAAACCCUGGGCAUCAUCAUGGGCACCUUCACCUUGUGCUGGCUCCCGUUCUUUAUUGUCCACUUUGUGCAUGCCAUUGAUGAGACAGUGAUCCCCAAAUUCCUGUACAUUUUUUUAAACUGGCUGGGAUAUGUCAAUUCGGCUUUUAACCCCUUAAUUUACUGCCGGAGCCCAGACUUCAGGUAUGCUUUCCAGGAGAUCCUCUGCUUCAGGAGAUCUGCCCUCAAAAUGUAUAUGAACGGAUAUUCCAGUAGCAAUGGGAAAGCUGACUUCAAUGGGGAUCACAAUGGCUAUCACGUGGCACAAGAGAAGGCCCAUGAAUUGUUGUGUGAAGAAGGAAGCCCCCCUCCUGGGGAGGACUUUUUGCACUGUAAAGAAAUUCCUGGAUGUCCUGGAAUGGUUGAAAGUUGAAUGGGCCAAGCAUUCCUCCUCAUCAUCUGCAACAGGCAGAAGCUUGUGAAGAGUCAAGUCCAAGUUCAGCUAUACUUCUCUUGGAAUGAGGGAACUCUACAUUCUUUUGUGGAGAGGUAAACAGAAGGGCAGCUAGUAAGCCAAGACUCCGAGAUGUGAAAUAUCUGGAAUGGGCAGUGAAUGGACCAUAAAGGGAAGGUGGCUACAAGAAAUUUAAUUCAUUCUGCAGAGCUAUUGUUUGAACGUAGAGAGUCUGCCUGGCGGAAUAAUGGAAAGCUGUAUUUACAGAAGCAGGAGAAGGAGUUAACACAAUCUGUCUCACUCACACUUGUCUCCAGAGGGAUCAAAUUGUGGGGAACAAAAAGUGUUUGGGAAUAUAUUUCCCAUUGUUAUUGUUAGCCCACUAGAGGAAGAGGCACCAAACAUGAGACUUCCUGGUGAAGCUAGCAAACUGCUAAGACUGGGAUUGAUUUUCCACACAGCCCAUGGUGUUCAAAUUUGCAAAGGACUGUGGAAAAAAUAAAAAGAGAAACACUAUCAAAACCAAACUGGUUUAACAAUGUACUUUUGGAAGUAGUGUCUGUUCCUGCAAGUUUUUGGCCAACAUCUCCAAAGCAAAGAGACCCAGAAAUCAAGAUGUGGUGCAACAAAGAUAGAAGUGAAUCACUGCCCUGCAAUAAGAUUAAAAACCAUCACCGAACUUUUAAAACACAACGUUUAUUCAACAUUCAUUAACUCAGACUUUCAGAAAUAGUUUGCUCUAAUGAUGGCUUUUGUGAAAUCUUGUUUACUUGAAAAUUACAAGAGAUCAAAAUUGGCGGCAGUUUCUCUUCCCACCCCCUUUUCUUUAACUUCCAAACAAUCACCUUCUUCCCCCAUAUACAUUUCCCAAAGCAGGUUUUCUUGCAUGAACACAGAGCUGCCAUAGUGUAGCCCAACUCUUAGAGUAUUAAGAGCUUUCAGACUGUUUAUUCAGCUCACUUCAGGUGCUCCUACUUUGGUAGUUUGCCAGGAGACACUUCAGCCAUGCCCGAUAUUACGAGCGAAGGGAAGGAGAUUGCAUCAAGCAAUUAGGAAGGACAGGCAUGUGCUGGAGAGAUGUCUGGGUGGAGUUUGGAGGGGAAGUCAGGUGGCACAGUACAGCUUCAGAUUAGGGAAGAAUUUCUAGUAUUGUAAUUUUAGAACAGAUCAGUACGCUGUGUACAUUCAAAACAUUGAGAUAUAAACAUUAUUCUUAAAUGUAAUCCUCCCGCCCCCCACUCCAUCCAACCUUGAAGAUUACACGUAGCUUUAAAAUGGUGGAAAGGUUUGUUCAUUUGUUUUUUAAUUAUUAGAAAUGUGUCCCGUUAGCUCUAAAUGUCUGGCAUUCCCUAUUAAGCCUUCUAGUACAUGUACUAGAUGUACCAUCUCUGUGGAGUCCAACACUGCCUCAAAGGAAAUGAUCUUUCAUCCUUCACCAUUUGUGGCUCCUCUUGGGCCAUAAAGCCAAGCAAAGAUGCCCGUGUUCUUGUCAUGGGCCAUGACUAAUGACUGUAUUGCUGCUGGCUCUCACUGACUGGGCACAAGCACAACCUCUGCUCAUGGAACCGCUUUUAGUUCCUGGAACUCUUUAAGUUUGGGGGUGCGGGUGGGGUUAAAGGGUGUGGGAGAAGGAAGGGAUUCAGUCUCCACAGCCAUGUUCGCUGUGCAGUCUAGACACACUGGGCUUCUACCUGUGCUGUUCUGUAGUUGUGAAGUGUAUUUAUUUAUUGGUUGGUGAUAAUAAUGAAGAACAAUGUGGAGAUCGCAGAGUUUCUUUGUCUAGUUUCCUGGCCUUCCUUUCUAGGGAGGAGACGGUGAUAAACUUCACAGAGCCAUGGGCCACUGACUCCACCUAAAUAAACCUGAACCUAUUACAUGACCGGUUUCCAAGGUCCAUACAGGAAUGUGGGGGCUUUCAUUCUCAAUUUUUCUUCUUGCUCUGGACCUCCAAAAAAAGUACAGCUGGCACAAUUAGAUAGCAUUUUCCCCUCCACUGCAUUCUCUCUCCCUUGCUGCCUUUUCAGUUAUGCCAUGUCUAACUGGAAAACAGACUUGAUUUAAGGCAAAGCAGCCUGGUUAGGUACCCUCAUUGUAUAGCAGCAGCAGCAGCUCUGGUGGAUAUAAACCAGACUAGCUUCACUACAGUCACUGUGUUUAUCUAUGCAUAUUUCUACCGCUGAUGCUCUCCAAUGUGCCUUGCUGUCUCAUGCUGGAAACCAGUUAUGAAAUAGGCCACACUGGAACUUGGUUGUGAUCCAUUACAGCCAAAUUAGGUAUGACAGAAAAAAACCUGGGACCACAUUAUUAGAGUUAAUCCUCUCCUUCUGAGUCACAUUUCUCCACAUCAACCUGCUGCUCUACAAGUAAGUAUGUUUUCAUGCCAAAAGAGAGUGGACAGCUCUGCUUCCUUUCAGAAGCCCUUUCAGGCAUUCCCACAUGUAAGCUCCACACAUAAGAACAGUGAGACAAGUAUGCUACCUCCACCUCUUUCCCUCAUCAUUUGCGUCACUCUCCAUACCUGUGGAGUGUUGCUAUUUGAGAAGCAUUGUUUCUUCAUAUUUGGAGAUAAUGCCCUUGAGAUUUUGGGGGCACUGAAAGAUCAGGAUAUGGAAACUUCAAAGGAGAUCUUCUGGAAACAGAAGAAUCUCCCCUCUGUAGCCAACGUCUUGGAUACAGGGCAUCAAGAAUGGUGAGGGAGUGGGUGGAGGUUGGACAUGUGUCCCCAUGACCCUCCUUGCCUGUGGUGUUGACGCAAAAAACAACAACCUCUGGACAAUGCUGGAGACAUCUUUUGUUGGUAUGUGCUGCCAUCUCACUUCAGACUUAGGGUGACCCUAACAAGGUAUUUGAGGUAUGUGAAAUAUUCAAGGAGAAGCUUAACUUUGCUAAACCCAGUGACAUUUCAUGGCUGAACAGAGACUUGAACCAAGGUCUCCUGAGUUCUAGUGCAACACCUUAUCCACCUUAUCGUACUGGCUCUCACUGCAGAUAGCUACUGAUCUAAAAAACUUAGUGGGAUUCAUAACAAAACUAUCAGAUGUUGGUAUACUUAGGAUAGAAACAAAAUGAAGGCAACAUAUUAUGCACACCAUUUUUGGGGCUCGUCAAAGCACUUGCCAUGUAUAUUCUUUCAGCGCAAUACCUUUUUAAAGAUGGUCAGUUGAAACUUGUAGUCUCCAACAGCACCUGCAUGAUAAUCCAGAAAUACCAUCCUGGUCCAGAGAUCCCAUUUUUCACAUUGUUUAAAAAGGAAAUGUAGUAUAGAAAUGCUCUAAGAUAGAUAGAUAGAUAGAUAGAUAGAUAG